Fusarium mangiferae is the source of this 1212-nucleotide messenger RNA. RefSeq lists its product as uncharacterized. The record is from RefSeq and is a predicted model, not a curated record. Lineage: Eukaryota; Fungi; Ascomycota; Sordariomycetes; Hypocreales; Nectriaceae. The transcript has 4 exons. The coding region runs from base 1 to 1212 and encodes 403 amino acids.
AUGUACAGUUGCAACACAGCAAGAUUGUACCAGGAGCGUCUCAUACGUGACUUCCGACGGAACUCAGAUCAUGACCGAAUUCGGCGACUGUCCAACUCUCAUCAGCUGCGCGACGGAUACACAAGCCACGACAACUGUGACAUUGACGCCGGAGUUUAUCUGGAGAUAGUCGCAGCUCUGGAGGCAGAGUGGGCGGAAAUCUUUGGUGGUGAUGAUGGUUGGAAUGAUACUGAGACUACGAUUCUUACUAGCUCUACAGCCGUAGAGGAGUCAAUCACCACCAGCCUGACUAAUACAGACGCAACUUCCACCGUCACCAGCGAUGGCUCUACGAAUGCCGUUUCCAUCGAUUUGACUUCGAAUACAGAAGCAACUGCUACUUUCGCAACAGCUUCUGAUACUAUAUACUCAGUCAGCACAGUCACCAGCACGUUCAUUACCAGGACCAGAGGCACAGAUAGUACCACCGACAUGCCAAUAUCUACUGACGAAGAAGUAACUCACAGCUACUACCCAUGUGUCAUCCAUGGCGGUCCUGCUGUUGAGACGCCAUACUGCCAGUGCUCAACUACAGUCAGCGGUGAAGGAUACUACGCAACGACUACCUUGGUUGACGGCCAGUGUAUCGCAUACACAGAGUUUCCGUCACAAAUCACUGUGGCACCUGAGACUGGUCCCAUUACGGAUGAGCCUUUCCAGCAACCCAUCACCACCACUACAGAUGGGACGGUCUUGGUGUGGUCAGCUUACGUGCUAGAUUACAUCAACAUCCCAGGCAUCACAAAAAUCACCCAGUCAGUCGGCGUGGGUGAGCCUUCAACAGUCACCACUCCUUUGCCUAGUCAGACUGCUGUAGAUAACGAUGACGGUGGACAAUGCGGCACCGGCGAUGGUCUGUCUAAGAAGGGACUUCGUGAAGCUUGCGACAGAGCGAUCAAUAAGUAUGAGGAUAACACCGUAUACAGCGACUAUGCUUCUCGCUACAGCCGCUCAACUAAAGGUAUCCUUGUAGCAGCCUCUGUCGGCCAAGCGGCAUGCAUUGCCAAAUUUCAGUGCGACAAUUACGGUAUUGGCAUGAAAGGUUCCGACAUCAAAGAAGCUCGUGAGAGUGCUAAGGAGAAUGACGGUGUUGAUAUCUGCGGACAUAUACACCUUUCCAACUCAUGUACUAUCAUUAUGGACUACUGUACCAACUGCAAAACUCGAGGCUAG